UUUUUUUCUCUCUUUUUAGGCACCCACAUAUAACUGAUUGUAUUAUGGAUUAUGAUUAUGAUUAUUACGUGAUAAGCGGGUAACCAAUAUCACAAAGUAUAAAAAAAUGGUCACAGAAAAUCAAUUUUACUGUUAGAUACAAUAAAUAUAUAAGUCUAAUUUGCAUUCACAGUGAUUGGUAAUAAUAGUCAACGUUGUUUUGUUAUUGUUAUUGUUGUUACUGUACACAUAAUUUGAUUGUGAUCUAUUUCAUUAUUCAUAUGCAACGACGAAUAGACGAAUAUAUUGGAAUAUCUAUCUAUCUAUAUAUGUUAUAUCCAUUGAAACUUAUUAUAAUCCUUGAUUACAUAAUAAAUAGAUCAAUUGCUUAUGAACAGGAAUGCUUCCAUUACUUGAAGAGAUCAGUUUAAAUUGCCAAUUGUCAAGUGAAUUAUGUCUAUUUAAACAAUACGAUGAUAUUCAAUGGUCAGUAGAUGAAAAAGAAGAAAUAAGUAAAACAAAUGAAAUAAUAAACAAUGAUUUUCUAUCUCAAACUGAAAACACUACACAACAUGAUGAUGAUAUAAACAAACCAAAUGAUUAUAUGAAUGAAAUAUUCACAGAUAUACCGGAUGAUUUAGCUUGGCAAUCCACUUCACCAUGUUCAUCCGAAUCCAUUGAUUCAUUUUCAUGUAGUCGUAAUGAUUUAAGAAAUUAUAUAAAAGAUAAUUUAUUAUCAAAUCAAAAAUCCUUGUCUUCAGAUAAAUCACUUGAAUGUAUGAAUAUAGAUAAUAAUAUGUCAACAAUGAAUAUUUUAAGUAUAUCAAAUCAUUUUGAAAAUACAUUAGAUCCAUCAUUGUUUUAUCCAAUAGAUUAUACAAUGACACAUAAUUAUUGUUUAAAUGAAUAUGAUAAUCAUCAUAGAAAUGAUGAAGAAUUAUUCAAUAAUAUAAAGGAACAAACAAAAAUCACUUCAAAUGAUCUUAAUGAAGAUGAGUCUCAAUUGGAAAGUACAGAUAUAGCUUGGAUGGAUACAUUAGAUGUUUCUAGUUUACGUAUGGAUGAUGUUGUACAAAUUUUUUCAACAGUUAAUUCAUUAAAAUCUACAUCAGAAGAAAUCAAUAAAUUUGAUUAUUCAAUAUCAUCACCAUCAUCAUCUCCAUCCUCAACACCAUCAUCGUCGUCAUCAUCACCAUCAUUAUCCUCAACACCAUCAUCGUCGUCAUCAUUAUCAUCAUCCUCAACACCAUCAUCAUCGCCAUCAUCAUCGUUGUCAUCACCAUCAUCAUCAUCAUUAAUUCAACAUAAUUAUGAUCGGAAUAAUAAACGUUUACAAUUGAAUCACAAUUCAAUGUUCAAUGAUGAUGAGAUCAUUUCGAAUGAAGAAGAACACGUUGAACAUAAACUCCCAUAUAAUAAUGAAAAGAAUAAUGAUGAAUAUAAUUCAGAUAGUACAUUAACAUGUUCCGAAGCUGAAUAUUAUAAUAAUUUAAUACGUCAAAAACGUUUAAGAAAAUAUCAAACUAAUAAACGAAAAUUUAAGCAUAGAUCUUUAAUUUCAAAUGAUCAAGAUGGAUCCUAUUCACCAUCAUCAUCAUCUUCUUCUUCUUCUUCUUCUAAUGAUGAUGAUGAUGAGGAGGAGGAGGAGGACGACGAGGAAGUGGAGAAGGAGAAGAAGAAAGAAUAUGAAAAGAUAAUAAAUAAUCAAUGUAAAAAGUUUACUUAUCAUUCAAUUACUACUAAUUUACAUCAUCGAAAAAAACCUCAUUCAUCAGAGUAUUAUAUACAAUCAUCAAAUGAAAUAAAUGAAUAUGAAUCAUGGUGGCCUAAUCCUAUUACACGACGUAUGCAUAAAGAUUUUCGUUCAACCCUUUGGUUAUCUAAUGAAUUAUUAGAUUCCAAUGAUAAAGAGAUACAACAACAAUCUACCAUUUCAAUGAAUAAAAUCAAAUCAAGAAAACAUCGUAAAUUUGCCCAUUCACAUAAUAAUCAUGAUCGAUGUAAAAAUAAACAAAUGGAAUUAUGGCAAUUUAUAUUAUAUAGUUUAGAAAUUAGUAAAGAUAGUGCAUUUCAAUGGGUUAAUAAAUCAACUGGAUUAUUUCGUAUUGUAAAUACACAAUUAGCAGCAAAAGAAUGGGGUUAUUAUCGUAAUAAUAAAUUAAUGGAUUAUGAAAAAAUGGCAAGAGCUAUAAGGUUUUAUUAUAAAGAUUCAAUAUUACGUAAAUCACGUCAACAAUUACAUUUUCAAUUUGCUAUGCCUUAUGUAAAAUGGGCUGAAAAAUUUUAUGAAAAUAAAAAAAUGUUUUUUUAAAAAUUCCACUUCAUUUUGAAAACAAAACAACAACAACAACGACAAAAAAACACCACAGCAACAGCAACAAAAAAACGCCACAGCAACAAAAACAAAAACAACAACAACUGUACAUUUUCAUUGUAUUCCUUAUUGUUUCAUUCAAUUGUUUAUAUUAUCCAUUACAGUUUGUUUAAUUCUUGUGAAUAUAAUUGAUUGAUGUUAUCCAACAAAAAAAGAUAUUAUAUAUUAAUAAGAAACUAGUGACUGGCU
Molecule: messenger RNA, 2542 nt
Organism: Schistosoma intercalatum
Lineage: Eukaryota; Metazoa; Platyhelminthes; Trematoda; Strigeidida; Schistosomatidae
Source: the annotation of a GenBank genome assembly